ACUGCUGACCUCGAGCAAUCCACCCGCCUCGGCCUCCCAGAGGGCUAGGAUUACAGGCGUGAGCCACUGAGCCGGCCAAGUAUAUAGCUUUGAGAAAGGGCCUUUCUCUCUCUCUGCAUCUUGGUUUAUCUUUUCAGUGGGAACAUGGCUAACUGGCUCAUCUAUGUAGGAUUUGGUUUUCCCUUUUCUUCUUCCUAUGGACAGGUACCCCUUCUCCCUCCCUCACUCCAGUCCUAACCUGACCUUUCUGCCCAGAGCUCUGACACAAAGAGGAAGGGGUCAAGAAAGGCCAGAGUUGCAGACUGUAAGUCUUCGUGGGCCCCACAUCUUUCUACUGCUGGCUUUUCCAUCUAGUUGCUAUGUGACCCUGAGCAGAUUCCUGCUUUAACUUCCCUAUCAGGUUGGUGUAAUAGCUACUUAGCUAUUACAGUUCCUGUCCUUAGUGACCCUUGUCUGAAGGGGAAAUUACAGUGCUCAGGAGCCCUUACCUAUUCACAGGAAGGUGGUGGAUAGGCCCCUGGGCACUUGGAAGCCUCCAGAAGCUGACCAAGCAGGUCUCUCCAGCAAACAGCAAGCCCAGGCUAGCGCCCGGCCUGAUUCUGCAAAGCCUUUCACCCUCAGAGCACGUGAGGCAGCAGGCGGGGACACGCAGGGGGUCAAAGUUCUGUUUGCUUCCAUGGAGUCCCUGCUCUGUGACUGCGGUGCAGGCACACAGAGCACACAGAACCUGGCAAGGGACAGAAGGUGCAGGAGGGCCUGAGGCCAGUGGGGAAGCAGUGAGAGCUGAUGAGAGGCCUGGAAGCUUGGAGGCUGGGCCUGAGGGUCAAAGGCUUGGGGGAGGAGAUGAUCCACCGGUAGGUUUUAGGAUUGGUUCUUAAAACACAGAGAGACUAGUUAAGCCAGGUCCUGUAAUCUUAAGGCCUGUCAGGCCAGGCAGAGGGGUGAGGAGAAGGUCUCCCAAUCUAUUCAAGCUUCAUCCUAGCACAGAUUUGGCUCACUAUCUUCUCUCUGAAAUUGAGGUGGUCUUGGGAUUCUGAGUCAGUCUUCCUCACCUAGGGCAGGAGCUAUCCAAGUUUAGGUGACUUCUUUCUCAGACUGCCUACUCCAUAGCACAGCUAAGUUUAGGGCUGAGCACAAGGGCUGACUUCACCACUGAGUCCUAGCCACAUUGCCUAAGGCCCUGACAGCAUGCCACUCCAUCCCUAGGUCUGACAAGAUGUACCAGGUCCCACUGCCGCUGGACCGGGAUGGGACCCUGGUCCGGCUCCGCUUCACCCUGGUGGCCCUGGUCACGGUCGGCUGUCCAUUUGUCGCCUUCCUCUUCUGCAUCCUCUGGUCCCUGCUCUUCCACUUCAAGGAGACAACGGCCACACACUGUGGGGAUGUUCUCUGCGGCCUCCCAGCCCUUGGACCCCGAUGGGACUGUGUUCCGGCUCCGCUUCACAGCCAUGGUCUGGUGGGUCAUCACUUUCCCUGUGUUCGGCUUCUUCUUCUGCAUCAUCUGGUCCCUGGUGUUCCACUUUGAGUACACGGUGGCCACUGACUGUGGGGUACCCAAUUACCUGCCCUCGGUGAGCUCGGCCAUCGGCGGGGAGGUGCCCCAGCGCUACGUGUGGCGUUUCUGCAUCGGCCUGCACUCGGCGCCUCGCUUCCUGGUGGCCUUCGCCUACUGGAACCACUACCUCAGCUGUGCCUCGCCAUGUCCCUGCUACCGCCCACUUUGUCGCCUCAAUUUCGGCCUCAACGUUGUGGAGAACCUCGCGCUGCUAGUGCUCACCUAUGUCUCUUCCUCAGAGGACUUCACCGUGCACGAAAAUGCUUUCAUUGUGUUCAUUGCCUCUUCCCUCGGGCACAUGCUCCUCACCUGCAUUCUCUGGCGGCUGACGAAGAAGCACACAGAUCGAAAGUCCUACAGCUGGAAACAGCGGCUCUUCAUCAUCAACUUCAUCUCCUUCUUCUCGGCGCUGGCUGUCUACUUUCGGCACAACAUGUAUUGUGAGGCUGGAGUGUACACCAUCUUUGCCAUCCUGGAGUACACAGUUGUCCUAACCAACAUGGCGUUCCACCUGACGGCCUGGUGGGACUUCGGGAACAAGGAGCUGCUCAUAACCUCUCAGCCUGAGGAAAAGCGGUUCUAAACCCUUCUGUUCUGCUUGGGAGGAGGCAGCCUACUGCCCAGAAACAAGAAAUAAGAAACCACUCUGGCCUUCCCCACCCCAUGUCCUCUCUGGGCUCUACUGAAGAUGGGGGAGGGAGAAGAAGGAAGGGCAUAGGCCAAGGCUGACCCCAGUGCUGCUGGCUGUUCCUUCUCCCCCCUCAUAUGAGCACAAGGGCUCUCAAGCAACAUCACCCUUACCUGAGAGGCCUCAAGAAGCUGAGCUGGCAAGAGAGCUCCACCAUUUGGUGCUAAAAAAAGCUGUGAGGUUCAUGACUCUUACAUAGCCACCUUUCGCUGAGGUCAGGAACCACUGAGCAGUGGCUGCUACCUGAAUACUGCAGCCAUUUCUCUCCACGGGGUCAUUCACUUGACUAAUGAUUCUAAUGAUCUACUGUGCACAUGCAGGCCUGUGGCCACAGUCCCCUGAUGAGGUUGCCCCGGUGUUCUGGUCCUGACUUCACCUCUUUGAUUUAGUGUAUGCCCUAGGGUGUGCACACUUCCCUAUCUGAGCCUCAGUGUGUCCAUGUGUAUGAUGUGGGGGUGGGUGUGCUGUAUGAUUUCCAAAGGCUCUGCCAGUGUGUGGUUUGGCCAUCAUCCGACAGAGGUGGUGUUCUGUACCUGAAGGAUGACCUUUUCCAGAAAAGAACCAGCACAGCAUUUACUUCCCUUCUGAAACUUCUGGUAUACAGACCCUCCCUCUUCUGCAAAAGUAUGAGGUGGAAGGGUCAGAGGCACAGAUCCCUAACCCCAAAUGGGCUCCCUGGUAUUCCUCCAUCUUCCCGACUACCCCAGAUCCUGAGCUCUUUUGGCUGUACAUUUUAUUUUAAAGGAAAAUAAAUUUUUUUUCUUUUUUUUGCCAA
Lemur catta (Ring-tailed lemur) is the source of this 3018-nucleotide messenger RNA. It is a transcript of the gene PGAP2, whose product is annotated as post-GPI attachment to proteins 2. Gene Ontology annotation, biological process: GPI anchor biosynthetic process. Gene Ontology annotation, cellular component: Golgi membrane; endoplasmic reticulum membrane. The record is from RefSeq and is a predicted model, not a curated record. The transcript has 6 exons. Lineage: Eukaryota; Metazoa; Chordata; Mammalia; Primates; Lemuridae. The coding region runs from base 1248 to 2138 and encodes 296 amino acids.